Molecule: messenger RNA, 1092 nt
Organism: Thlaspi arvense
Lineage: Eukaryota; Viridiplantae; Streptophyta; Magnoliopsida; Brassicales; Brassicaceae
Source: the annotation of a GenBank genome assembly
UACACAGAGAGAGAGAGAGAAAUGGGUGUGGAUUACUACAAUAUACUGAAGGUGAAUCACAACGCGACGGAGGAUGAUCUGAAGAAAGCUUACAAGCGUCUGGCGAUGAUCUGGCAUCCCGAUAAGAAUCCUUCGGCGCGGCGAGAUGAAGCUGAGGCCAAAUUCAAGCGGAUCUCUGAGGCCUACGACGUUCUCUCCGACCCUCAGAAGCGCCAGAUCUACGAUCUUUACGGCGAGGAAGGCCUCAAAUCUGGGAAAAUCCCCAAUUCCGCCGCGGCUUCUUCGUCGGAGGCUUCCUCUUCUUAUUCCUCGCGAGCGCCGCACUUCCACCAGCACCAGCACAGGCAGCACCCGCCGAACGCCGCGUCGUUUCGUUUCAACCCUAGAGACGCGGAGGAUAUCUACGCCGAGAUUUUUGGAUCUGAAGGCGGAGGAAAUGGUGGGGGUGGUGCCGGCGGGAGAGGGAACAGAACGUCCAGGGAUGGGAGUUUCAGGAACGGUCAUUUCAACACCGGUGCGAAUGGUCAUAGCGGUGAGCUAAGGACUGUUCCGGCCGUGGAAAAACCAUUGCCGUGUAGCUUGGAGGACCUCUGCAAAGGUGUGAAGAAGAAGAUGAGGUUAUCCAGAAAUGUGUACGACGCUUCCGGUAGAAUGAGGGUCGUUGAGGAGAUAUUGCCCAUAGACAUAAAACCCGGGUGGAAGAAAGGCACAAAGCUCACAUUCCUUAAGAAAGGCAAUGAAGAGCCCGGAAUCAUACCAGCAGAUAUUAUCUUCGUGCUUGAAGAGAAGCCACAUCCUGUUUACAAGAGAGACGGAAACGACCUUUUGGUCAAUCAGGAGAUCACUCUACUCGAAGCCCUAACCGGUAAGACCCUGGACCUGACCACGCUUGAUGGAAGGACCCUCAUGAUCCCACUAACCGAUAUCAUCAACCCGGAACACGAGAUUGUUGUUCCGAACGAAGGAAUGCCAAUCUCUAAAGAACCUGGGAAAAAAGGUAACCUGAGAUUGAAGCUUAACGUGAGAUAUCCCUCGAGGCUGACAGCGGAACAGAAAUCGGAGCUGAAGAGAGUUCUUGGUGGGGUCUCAUGA